Molecule: messenger RNA, 4863 nt
Organism: Ictalurus punctatus (channel catfish)
Lineage: Eukaryota; Metazoa; Chordata; Actinopteri; Siluriformes; Ictaluridae
Gene: phf1
Product: PHD finger protein 1
Exons: 15
Coding region: 652-2217 (521 amino acids)
Biological process (GO): regulation of DNA-templated transcription; chromatin organization
Cellular component (GO): nucleus
Molecular function (GO): chromatin binding; DNA binding
Source: RefSeq, a predicted model, not a curated record
CCACAAGUCCCGCGUGCUUCUUUCGGCUCGCGCCAAUUAGGACAGUCCGAAACUUUAGCUAAUUAGUGGAGAGGAGAGGGCGCGCGCACACACACACACACACACACAUUGGCGUGCGCGCGGCAGUGGGGGACCGGAACUCUCCUUUAAACCCGCGACACGCCUCCGGCAUCACCGGGUCGAUGUACAGAUGUGAAGGUGUUCACACACACACACACACACACACUCGGGGCCGUCGCUCUCCCUCCCACUCCGUUAUCGCUCUCCGUGUUUUAUGUCUGCGUCACAACAAGUCGCGAGAGAGAGAGAAAGAGAGAGAGAGAGAGAGGCGGAGAUGAUGGCGUCUCUGGCGGGCUCCACUGUCUCUGACAGCCGCGUUUAAUAACAUCAGCGGGAGAAGGAGAAAAAAAAAAAAAGCACGGGAACAUGACGAAACGGCGCUCGCGCAGGACGGCCGGCGGCGACACAGACGGACGGACCAAGCGCGCGACCGCUCACUGACUGACACUGACGCGUCCAGGGGUUUCAUUAUUAUUAUAUUUUUUUGGGCGAGCGCGCGCGCGCGUGUGUGUGCGUCCAUCAUAAAUCCAUAUCGCCGACAGUAAUUGUGAGGCGCGGCGAAAACAUCACAGCGGGAAGGUCGGACGUUUCAUGUCAAGCUCGCGCGGCGGGCUCGGUGACCCCGCGCGACUUUCCAGGAUGGGUGUGGUCACUGAGGGAGAAGACGUCUUAGCGCGAUGGAGUGACGGACUUUUAUACCUAGGCAACGUCAAACGAGUAGACGUCGUCAAACAGUGUUGUUUGGUCAGGUUUGAGGAUAAUUCCGAGUUCUGGGUCCUCAGGAAAGACAUUCACUCAUUCUCAGCCAGUGGAGAGGAAGUGUGUUGUGUCUGUGACGGUCCUCCUCUUAAAGAGCCGCUCAUAAACUGUCUGAAAUGCCGCCACUGUUAUCACGCUCAGUGCCACACUCCGGCCGUCGACCCCGAGGUGGACAGCGACUCCUGGAUCUGUCGCCAGUGCGUGUUCGCCGUCGCCACCAAGAGAGGCGGAGCUUUAAAACGAGGCCGCUUUGCUCGACUCAUGCAGUUGAUGAAGUUGAGGCUGCCCUAUCAGCUUUCCACGCUGGACUGGGACGCUCAGCAUCUGACCAAUCAGCAGCAGUGUUACUGCUACUGCGCCGGACCAGGAGAGUGGAACUUGAAGAUGCUCCAGUGUGGCAGUUGUGGCCAGUGGUUUCAUGAAGCCUGCACUCAGUGCCUGACCAAACCUCUGCUAUACGGAGACAGGUUUUAUCACUUCCAGUGCUCAGUGUGUACGAAUGGACCUGAGACCAUUCAGAGACUUCCCAUGACCUGGGUAGAUUUGGCCCAUUUGGUGCUGUAUCAUCUCUCCCUGUGCUGCAAGAGGAAAUACUUCGAUUUCGAUCACGAAAUAAUGGCCUUCACCAACGAGAACUGGGACUCCUUGCUGUUAGGAACGUUGUCGGAUACACCUAAGCAAGAUCGCUGCCACAAUCUGCUCAACGCGUUAAAUUCCCACAAGGACAGGUUCGUCUCGGGGAAAGAGAUCAAGAAGAAGAAGUGUCUUUUCGGUCUUCAGGUGCGAUCUCCGCCGCCGCUGUCGUCCGAUUCCUCACCUCUCAUCACCGAGCAGCCCAUCAACAUCACGCACCGCAAAAGCCCGCUGUCACUGCCGUGCCAGAGACGACCGGUGGGCUCCGAGUCUCGCAAAUCAAAGCGGCGCAUCGUCGAGACGCUCCAGCAGCCGUGUCCACCUGCUAACCAGAUCAAUCUUGUGCCAUGUUGUCACGGGUGUGUGAACGGCGCGAGCGUCUACAACUCCCGGAAAUCCGAGGAGGAAUUAGCGCUGGGGUCACCCCCCAAGAGAAUGUUCCCUCUGUAUCACCCGUCGUAUAACGGAUCUCAGGGUCUGCCUCGGACUCUGCAUCACUACAGUGCCGAGGACCCUUGUCGACUUCCUGCGCCCUGUCUCCCCUUUUCCAUGUCGUCCGCUCACCCACCAGGGCAGAGGUUUGAGCAAUGCCCAUCUCUGUUCCUGCACGACGUCGCCCCCUACCCCAACGGAGUGAGCUUGGAAGGGCACACGGGGGCGCGAGGCUGGGGCGGAGGCGAGGCGGUGAGGAUCCUGGCCAGACGCGUCACGCCGGACGGAAAGGUCCAGUACUUGGUGGAGUGGGGAAACGUGAGAGUUUAUUAGAAAGAAAACAAACAAAACUGCCGACGUUUCAGCAGAAAAAAAAAACAAAACGUAACGACACGAAUCCAGGUCGAGGCUCGACAGCGACUUCGUUCUGUGGGAUUAAACUGUUAGAAAUAAUCCCUCCCUCCUUUUCUCCUUCCCACGGCGUCUCCUAUACUUUGAAUACUGUUAGAAAACACCUUUAGAAUGCCUUGAACUUCACUAUCCUGAUUUGUAUCAUAUAUAAUAUAAUAGAUACGUAUAUCCAUGUUAAUUACAUGUCUGAAUUCCCUGAUUUUUUGUUUGUUUGUUUGUUUGUUUGUUUGUUUUUUCAAAGAGAGAUUUAUGGCAAGGUCAUAAAUGACAUCAGUAUUCGUUAACGAUACCGUAAGAUGAAAGAAGGGCAUCAUGGGUAACUUCUCAUGAUGUUGGUUAUAAUGAUUUACCUCUUAUUAUGCAAGUUUCAUUUGAUCUGAUUGACGGAUGAGAAGAGUUCCUCUGGAAUCGUGUUGUAGCACUCCUCUUUUAUUCUCUUUUUAUUCGAACGAUAUUAUUUUGGUGUUAAAUAUAUAGAAGUUCACGUUUACGAGUGUAUUAUACGUGAGCGCGUUAUUUUGUUUUAGGUCAGAUCCCAAUAACGACUCCGGAUCAAAUCAAAAUUAGGUCCGAUUGUUCAUUUCGAACAUCGCACACUGUUGUGUAAACACAUUUCGACCAUUUAUUACUUAGGUUUUUAUAUAUGAUCUCCAUAGAUAAGUGCAUACCGAAUGAAAAACGGAAACACUGAAAUGAACGCGGUCGGUUUUUAAAGCACUUUGAACUUCACGGUGUGAUUAAACCAGCGCUAAAUAGUUCACUUGGUUUUUUUUUUAAACUUUUAAAAAAAAUUUCAUUUCAAUUCAAUUACAAUCGUAGUUUUACGCCGCUGUAUGUGGUUCGUUUUUAAUUUUCAAAUUUAGUGUCCGUUUUUUUUUUUUUUUUUUUUAAAUAUACGAAUUUGAAUUUUUGAAGUUAUUUAAUGGUUUAAGUAGCCAUAUAGUGUACAGUUAACACAUUUCACGUUAUCUUUUUAUUUAAACUUCAUCUAUGUCUUCAUUUAAGUAGCUGUAUAUAGUUAACUCAGUUUUUCAUUUUCAACUGAAACGAUCGCAUAAAACUUCAUUUAUGUGAACGUUUAAGCAAACAUUUUUUUUUAAAUUAUUUUUAAAAUUUAAUUUAAAAAAAAUUAAUAAUGAUAAUUUUUUUGGUCUCAAAUGAGUCACGUGUCCUGAUGUAACUCCUGUAGAAGAAAUGCUGCGUGCCAGGAUAUUUCCUAACUGAACAUUUCCUCAGAAAUACAAGAACGUCCGCACGAGAACGAGACAGGACCAGGAAUGUAACGAGUAGCGUCACGUGACCCCGACGUUCACGCGUGAGGUAACAGGUCGGUUCUAGUUCUGUGUUAAACCUUAGAGACAGAUUAGCGAGAAAACAUUUCUCUCCGAACGGGAGACCGAAGUCUGAGCUUCGCCUGAGAAAGAACUGACCGUCAUUAGUGGAUGAAAAAUGAAUGUAUUUAAAUUUUUAUUUAUUUAUUUAUUUUGAAAAAUUGUGAUCAGUUAUGUACACCACCUGUGAAGUGUUUCAAUGUCAUACACGGAAAAAUCAAUUCAGGGUCAACUCAAGGGACAAAACUAGUGGACUGUACUUCAAACCCCCGCCACACCCCCCCUCCCCCCUCCCCCCUCCCCCUUCAUUUAUUUAUACAUUUUGGUUCCAGGUGUGUACAGUACUGUGUACAGGUUGAUGUAAUAAUGUAAUAAAAAGUUGCUCGUCGCAUCGUAGGAGGAAUCGAAAUGAGUAGCCGAUCCUCGUCCACCUCCUCCAUCCGUCCCGUACCUGGGAUCUUGUGAAAUAAACAGACGUGAAGAAUAAAAACGAUUGGAAAAAGAAAAAAAAAAAAAAAAUCAAACGUGUUGCUUUAUUUCAUGUGCCCUAGUUCAACGAUGUACCUUAACGUGAACGGCUAAUAUAUUUCAGGCUAAUAUAACGGCCUUAAAUGAACAAGCUAUGAAGACGUAAGGUAAGGAUACGAGUAUUUCAGUACGAGUAACACCUGAGUAAAGUUUUUCGAGGUACAACUCUCAGUAAUUUCCCACUCUUGCCGCUGAUCAUACAUAUGAAUAAGAAGAUAACGCUUCGUAUAAAGGUGGUGUUAUUAAGGCGUCACGACGUUAGUUAUUAGAGUAAUGGAGUGUCGGUGUGGCAACAUCUGUACAAUCAGAAGUAGUACUGAGUAAUACUAGUACCGAAAUACUAGGAAGUUAGCUGACAAGUCUUUGCAUAACGCUGGACGAUACACGUCUACAUUUUAUACAGGAACGUACACGAGAUGUAUCGCCACGACGCCUUAAUUGGGGUUUGUUAGCCUACAGGAGAACACCUCAGGAACUAGUGGCCUCGAUGGGCGUAACCAAGCAACAGGAAACAGGACCAUAUAAGGAAAGUGUGGGCAGAGAGUUUAAGGUUCUGUGUUAAUGAUCUAAUCAACAGCUAAUGUAACAGGAAAUGACCAUAUAUGGAAACGAGGCAAAAAACACCCCGGACAUGACGCUGGACAGAGAGUUUAAGGUUCCGCGUUACAGACCAGAAGGCUGUAAAAUCGCAGGACUGACAGAGAACCAC